This is a messenger RNA of Labrus mixtus (cuckoo wrasse), 8818 nucleotides long. Its product is annotated as daf-12-interacting protein 1-like. The record is from RefSeq and is a predicted model, not a curated record. NCBI's taxonomy places the organism in Eukaryota, Metazoa, Chordata, Actinopteri, Labriformes, Labridae. The coding region runs from base 687 to 4076 and encodes 1129 amino acids. The transcript is spliced from 3 exons.
UUUCUCUCUUUUUCACUCUCAUCACUUUGGCCUCUACUUCUCCUCCUGCUAACUAUCUCUCUGCGUUAGCCUCUCUGCAGUGGGCCAGUGUUUCCUUUCACAGUCAUACUGAUGUUUUUCUCUUGGGUUGUAAUAAGUAACAUCUGUAACACAGAGCAGUGAAGUGUUGAACAAAUUAAUUUACUUUGUUCCGUUGACCAUGCACAAGAGAGUGACUCUCUUUCUCUGACUCUCUCUCUCUAUGCCACAACAUUGACAGCUGUUCAUCAAGGUCGUAAGUGUUCAUUGACGCUCCCUCCCUCUCCCUCUCUGACUCUCUUUCUCUGAUUCUCUCUCUCUCUGACUCUCCCUCUCUCCUUAAUCUUGGUUAAAAGUCGAGUUAGCACCGUCGCCAUCGCGGCAGCAGGCCGAAGUGUCUAACAGGCUGGACACACAACUCUACAUUCAAGGCAAAAAAUCAAAGAGUAAAAAGCAUGAAACCAAGUAAUAAAACCCCUCCACACAUUUAAAUGAUUCAACAGAGCAACAAAAAGAGAAUAAAGUCAAAGGUUAUCAGAUGUAAACCGCUCUGUGUUCACCAUGAACAUUACACCCUCUUUCUUUUCCCCUCCUUCAAAGUUGUUAACGUUUCUUUUUAACCUCCGGUUCUCUGUCUCCAUGUUUUUGUCCUUGCAGAUGAGAUUGACAUGUUGGAGCGUCUCUGGCUGUCUGGUAUCUGUCACAAUGACAAGAUCGAGGUUAUGAGCAGUAAGCUGGACAUAGACAACAUGGCGGGAGUGUUUUACAUGCUACUGGUGGCUAUGGGUUUGAGCCUUCUUGUCUUUGCCUGGGAACAUCUGGUUUACUGGAAGCUGCGUCACUGCAUGAAGCGUUCGGGCGGGAUGGACUUUCUUCUGGCCCUGAGCAGGGGGAUGUACAGUUGCUGUCAGUUUGAGGAUGAGACCGCGUCAGGAGGUAGGAAAAGCUCCUUGCCCCAGUACCACACCAUGACCGCGAUGCCUACAGGACCCCAACAACACCUCGUUACAGCUACAGUAAAUAAUACGGCUGCCAUUGCCAUGGUGCAGCAGAAGCACCACCCACAACAGCAACAGGGACCGACCUAUACCACCAUGCUACCUGGAUCACCCCCAGCCACAGGUCACUCAGCAAUGGCUCUUGGACCCUCAAACAGCCCCUUACUUGAAGGCCCCAUGCCCUGCUCCACCUUCUUGCCUCGGCAUGAUCGCAGACUUGCCGUGGUAGAUCGAUGGAACAGACCAAAGCCAGAGAAAGUAUUGAGCCAAGGCAGUGGUGUGGGUGGUGUGGGUAUUGGAGGGAUAGCUGGAGGAAUCACUGAAAUUCAGGCCCAGCAGCAGUUCCAGCAAAACCUUGGACAGCAUUGGAGCCUGCAAGGAGGAGUUGCAGUUGGAGCAGGAGGAGGAGGCGACACAGGGCUAGAUGAAUAUAAGCGCUAUUAUGGUCCUAUAGAUCCAGAGGGGCUAGGAGCUACCUCUGAACAACACGCUGGGGGCACACAGCAGACUCCCAAAGCCAAUCCGCGAGGCCCGAAAGCCUCAGGGAUGCCACGCCUCCCUCCUAAGGGCCCUCAACAAGGCCCAGGAACACUGAUCUCCAAGCCACCUCCACUGCUUCCAUCUUCCCCGAGAAGGCCGCCUUUCUGGCGACGAGGAAGCCUAGCUCAGGCGAGGAGGAAAGGAUCGGGAGGUCCCCUUUAUGAGAAUAUACUCCCUCUUGGAAGGCGAGGCGGUGGAAGGUAUGGAGCGAGUGAUGGAGGUGGAAGGAGAGGGCGACGACCUCCUCCACCUCCUCCGCUACCUGUACCCCUUUCCUCCCCAACACAUACUCCUACCACGCCCUCCUCCCCAUGCCGUUUCUACUCUACAUGCUCGAGUGCCUCGUCCUCUUCCUCCUCCUCUACAUCCUCCUCAUCUUCUUCGUCAUCCUCUGUCUCACUCUCUCGGUCAAACUCCCUCUCCUCAUGCUCUACUGACAGCUCCUGCAACUCUUCGCUGAGUUUCAGGUACAGAGCAGGCGACCGGGACAUCACGGUCGAUGACGAUUAUGACUCAGAUAUGCUCACAGAGGAGUCCAGCCUUCUUUUGGGGUCGCGGCGGAAGAUCCGUUCGCGUCGCAUGUCAUCCCGCUCACUGCCAUGCAGCCCACCGCCUCCGCCAAUCCCACCCAGGAAGCCACGUCCUCUAAAAGAUUAUGGCAGGGAAAGAACAGGCAGCCAGCUAGCCCAAUUACAAGAGUGGUGGGCAUCGUGGGGCGAAAGACAGCGAGUGAGGGGAGGCACAACAACGACCCGGGGAGACGGAGGAGUGGGUAGAGAGGAGAAGAGGCACAACAAAGAGAGGGAGCGUGAGAGGAAGAGGAGGAAGAAAGGUCGAAAGAAAAAGAAGAGAGAGGAGAGGGAGAGAGAAAGGGAGCGAAAGCGACGCAAAACAAAAAAGAAGAGGAAGAAAGAGGAUAAGACGAGAAAGAGAGAGCGGAAGCGAUCGGAACAGGAGGGGGGGGAUGUCGAGAAAAGAGAGGAACUCAAAUCAGGGACUCCGGAAUACCCAUCAUACCCACCCCUGAGACGAGAGUCUUUUAGGAAAAAGAGUGAAAGCUCAAUCAGGAGCUAUGGAUGGAACAUCCCAGGUGAAGAGGAGAGGAAGGAUAGAGAGGAAAAAGAGAGAGAAGAUGGGGAAGAUAGCCGAGGAAAAGAAAGACACCACAGGCGAAGGAACAGCAAGCACUAUCAAAGCUCUAGCAGCAAGCCUUCUACAUCUGUCAAGUUCUGGGGAGGGGGCAACCCGUCCUCUGACACCAUUCCAUCUGCCUUUCUGCCCUUGUUGCCUGUUUCUUCUAAAAGGAGGAAAAGUAAAAGUUCGGAGAGGGAUGCUGUAGGAAUUGAGGGCGAGAGGAGGCCUUUGUUAGGAAGGACUGGGAGAGGUGAGAUGCACUCCAAGGAAGGGUUGUCCUUCCACGAGUGGGAGUCGGAAGUAGAGGCCGAGGAAGAAGAUUCUGAGCUGGAGAGGAGGAAAGCAGAGCGUGGAAAGAGGCGUGCAGGAGGAAGGACAAUGUCAGACGAGGAGCGGGAACGAGAUAAAGUAAUUGGGAUAUAUUCAGAUGAUGAUGGUUCUUCUGGGGAGUUUGGGAAGUUUGAACGGUACUGGGAGGAUCAUGAAGGCAGGGCAGUAGGAGGUAUUGGAGGGGGAGGGUGGUUUUUCAGUACCUACCCCUCAAGGGAUAAAGCAGGCAGUAUCAACAGCAGAGAUGACCUGUUCCUGGAGCGAGGAGAGAGGUGGGGAACAGCAGAAAGUGGAUGGGGCUCUAUUGGUGGUGGAGGAGGAGGAGAUGGAGGAGAGAGAGGUUGGGGAUCAGGAUCACACUGGCCUCCACCUCCUCUGACGCCACCACCUCCUCGACGAUACUGGUCUGUGGACAAACUCCACAUACAGGAUGAGAAGAAGAGUAAACGCAAGUCAAAGGACAAAGGAAGAGGGCACGCAGCCUGUUCCUCCUGUCAUUCCCCGCGACGCCAUCCGAACUCCCGUUCCUCCAAAUGGGCUCGCAUAACCUCACGGAGCCAGGAAGAGCUGUACCAGCACUGCAAGAGUUUUGGUGGUCCCCUGAAGCCCAAACAUGACUCCUCAUCCUCCUCUAAACCCGAUCGCUCUCAAAAUCCAUCCAAAUCUGGCAGCCAGUCAAACGUCAGCGUCCAGCAGCGUACACAGAGAGCAGACAGGGAUCGAGGACGGCAGCCAUCCCCACCUCCGACCCUCAUUCCUAACUUGCCGCCUUCACUCCCUGCACUUCCUGCUCCUCCGUCCUCAUCUCACCCUAUCCAUGUUCCCCCCCCUACCUCCUCCUCCUCUGUAUCCUCUCCUUCUGUGGUCUCAUCCACCCCAGGGGCACCUCAGCCCUCAUCCAUGGCUUCUGCAAGUGCUAAACUACAGUAUCAGAGAUUGCGCUCUGUACCUCAGCCCCAGAGGUAUCCUCAGUCUCCUCAUUUACCACUCAAAGCCAAGAGCCUUUGCUCGCGAAGGGGCUCAGCCCAUUUCUCCAGCGUGGAGAGUGAGGUCUGAAGUUCAACAACAUGUCAUUAAAAGGGCCCUGCAAGGCUGAUCCAAAGCAGGUGAUCUGAUUGUGAAUCUGCCCAGCAGCACACAUGGCUGCACAGCCAAGUCAGUACAUGGACGCACUGAGCCCUUUCCUAAAGUUCUGCACAAGCAAACAAUCCAGAAAGCCAAACAAGCCCAAUUGUGUCGGUCAAAGGAAAACAGGAGCAAUCGUUUGCUUACAGUUAUUUUUUUUUUCAUGCCUAUAAGUAUGUGAAAGACUAAAACCACUGGAACAACUUGCAUUCUUACCUGGGUACACCAAUAAACUAAAAGCAAAUCAGACUUUUGAAAAGGUACAGCUGAAGGAGACUCCUUUGCUAUAGUUAGUAAAGGGCUUUCGAUGUUAAAGCAGAGCUGUAGUUUGUAUUCAGAGGAUUCUUUAUGCUUACUGAGGGCUCAGGAACUUUGUAGUUCUGUAUGCCUGCUGCUCUCAGAAGCCUUUAAAACAGAACAGUGUUCUUAUUUUUUCCCUUAAACAAAUUGCUAACCCCUCCUUUCCUUUUUCCUCAACAAACUGUUUACAUCCCCGCAGAACUGUGAUGCCUUGCCAAGGCACCUGUGUUGUGUAUGAUCAUUACCGUGUUGUUUAGGAGAUGUGGGUGAUAACCACCUUCUCUUCUUCUCUGUUAUUCAUACACCUGUUCUUGGUGUGUUCUCUUUUGUUCCAAUCUUUAUCCCCGUUUUAUCUCCCCUAUCCUACUCUUCCCCUUAUUUAGCCUUGAAUUAUUUUUAUAUUUUCUUUACCUCCUUAUUCCAACGUCUAUCCUCUCUUCAUCUAUCUUGUCUUUUCCUCUCUUGUACUCCCUCCCUGGCUCCUCUCCUUGAUGUGAUUAUUCUGUGUGUCUGUGCUCUUCUGUGUUUGUAUUCUUGACAACAGGGUAAGUCAACUGUGACUGAUAUUCUUCUGGCUUAAUGAAAAGCUGAGUGCCAAACUUUAGUAGAGCUUCACAUCAAUCUGUACAACGUUAGCUGCUGUGUUUUCUUUAAUCUCACAGAAUAUUCAUCAUAUCAAAUACACAUAAAUGCAUAUAAACACUUGUACAUUCAUAAAUUUGCACACAGAUACCUGCAGACAGUCAGUUCAUCUCAUUAUAUGUCUUGAGCAAUACAUUAUUCACCUUCUGAUCACAUAACAGUUUUAUACUUUGAAAUCUUUUAUUUCACUUCUGUUUUAAAAGUUGUUGUCAAUGUUUUUGAUGGUGUUCUAUUUAUCAAAACAUGUAUUAAGUCUAAUACAAUGCAAGCACUGUGCCAUACUACUCAAGCUGCACAUGAAAACAUUUUCUCAACUACCUAACUACGACAAUGGAGGCAGUGUCAUUUCCCUCGCUGUAUUCGACUGAAUGUAAAGUCAGCCACUCUCAAGUGUGCUGCAACAAUUUAGACGCUUGGAGAUGGAAAUUGUAGCAUUCGUUGUAGUUAAUGUGUGAGAGAGCUGAGCAGGUUGACUUGAGGUCACUGUUGACAUAGCCUGAUAACAAUAAGCAAUGGUAUACCAUCUGCAAUGGUUUACUGUUUCAAUUGUGUUCAAAUAGUUUAUUUAUUUAAAUUGCAGUCCAAUUGGUGCCAAGACUAGAAUACAGUACAAUUUUUCAGAACUAAACCUUCUCAACCCAGGUGUGCUUGCCGUCAAGCAGGAGAUAUUUAUCUAACAUGCUAGGUGGAGCUACAAAGUGUUGUUAGACCAGAUUGUUGAAAGGAAAUACAUAUUUCCUGUUAGCCUUAUGCUAAUUGCUCCUGCCAUAUGUUCUUUGGAAAUUACAAGUGUGUAGGUAUGUUCUUCAACCAACAUGUCUAUGGUUAGCUUGAUGCUACCAAGAUAGCAUGACUGGGUGGAAAAGAAUCUAGUGGAGUGACGUUUUGAUGUCAAGAUGAGACUGUGCCUCAGUUGGAUGCUAGCUAGCAGAUGAGACAGUCUUGAAGAAGUGCUAGAUCUGAGUGAUGGGGUAUGGACGACAGUAGCACCUGCUGUGCAAUCUUGUUUUUUAAAAAGUAUUUUACAUACAACCAAGAGCUAUUGCUUUGAUAGGUUAGGAUGACCGAGCUGACACCAGCAGUUACUUUUCGAUGUCAAGGACCUAGCUAAGUUAGCUGUUUAUGUCCGUCUGACCCGAGGCUGUGUCCCAAAUCACACACUAUCACUCACGUUAUACGCCAUUUUGAAGUGCUGUCUGAUUUCCGAGUGAGCAUUAUCAUAUCCUUUAUAGGGAACUCAUUGUUUCCCAAAGCGCAUUGCAAAAAGUAAUGGUCACUAAACCAGAAAUAUACCAUCAUGCACUGCAGUGCAAAGCCUUUGUGAGCGGAAAGUGACGUUUGACUCCAUUUAAACAGUCAAACGUCAGUUAUUUUUAUUUGGAGACAUUUUUACCAAAAUCUAGGAGCUUUUUUUAAUGGAGGGUUACAAAGCCUGACCUUAGUUAUUCCUAAUGAUGAUGAACCGCCAGGCACACACAUCUGUAUGCACACAUAAAUGUUUCAUUAAUUUGUGAAAAACACAGAACUUUAUAUUGAUUUAAUAAAUGUUAUUGUUUAGUAAAAAUACGCCUAGUAUCAUAUCUGCAGCGAAAUUGUCUUGUCCAAGGACACAUCGGACAUGUUACUGCAGGAGCUAGGGAUCGAACCUGUGACCUCCAAUUAAGGAGUGCAGGAAAUGAGUAUGUGAUUUCAGACACAACCUAGGAUUUAGUAUCUGGACACCCUUAACAUCAGGGGAGUUUUUAUGUCGUCGAUGAGCCGCUAACUUGAGGCUGAUUGUGUUUCUCAGUCGAUCAAAAAGCCUGAACCAUCUGUCCCGUAACAGUCUGGUCAGCUCUCGUUGUUUGCCUUGAACUGCAUCUGAGCCAUAAUUUCCUUCAGCUGAACAAAACAGCAAGAAAACCUUAAGUUUUUAACAUAACAUGUUGCGUAGAGUUUGUUUGCCCUGUUUUAGAAAAAAAAAAAUCUGUCUAUAUGUCAUAUAUAUAAUUAUUUGUGGAGGUGGGUAGCAUUAUAGAAAACUGUUGUUUAGCAGCUCAAUAUUUGGGGGAAUUCUUUCUCAUUUUAAAGCGCAUUACAAUGAUACAUAUUUUAAAGUUAUAUGUGAAAACACUUAUUCCUUAAUAUUGACAGGGAAAUUCUAAAGUCCGCUUUGGAGUUUUACUUGCUUCAAAAAAAUGGACUUAAUGAAAACUACUUGCCGUUUUUUUCUGUUGCUUAUUACAAUCAAGAAUCAACAGCUUAUACAAAUUUUAAAUGAAUCCAGGAAAAGCUUGGAGCAACUGCCAAUUUCCACACAGUCCAUGCGCGCAGCGGUCCGUCAGCGCCGUUCGCUUCCACUCUAGUCAAUGCUCCUGUUUCCACAGAAAGCGCUGCUGUCCGUCUCCGGAGCGUGCCAGCAGCGCCCACUACACGCUCCGUUUCAAAUAGACUGCCAGUCUCUUUUGGACGGUGCUCGCUGCAAGUGCGAGUCAAGCCAGACAGGAUUGAAUGACACGGACAGGAAGUCAGGCAAGGAAACGCACAGGGGAUGUGGUCAUUUUCAAAAUAAAACACAACAAACGGACUCCUGAUCGUACAUUCCAUCACUUCAUCAACAUUACGUCAAAACAGGAUGAACAACAAAUCAUCCUCAGAAAGACAAAGCUACAUGUAGUUAACACGUUUUUCUCUUUAUUCCCGCGUGAUCUUGUAGUUCUCUUGUGAUGUGAGUACAGCUACUCAUGGUUGCGCUCACAUUGCAGAAACUGAGUCAGUGGGCGAGCGCCGUUUGAUGGAGCAAGACUGUGGCUGGCUGAACGCGGUGCCUACGAACUAUGUGGAAAUUGCCAGUAAGUGUGACAGGUUUCUGUGCAUUCACACCGCGGGCAGCUACAAUCUCAAUGAAUAAAAAAAAAGAUGGCUCACUUUCGACAAUGGAUCUUUGGCUUCAGUUAAACCACUUUUGGUUGAUUUGUUUCAAAUUUUGCAUCAUUUUCUUUUUAGUUUUUUUGUUGUUACAUAAAGAGAUAAAUGUACAGUAUGCGCAGCACAGCAGCUGCUAGCGGUGUGAACACGAAGCUUGGGCGUUUCAUCGGAGAAAUGAGCCACCAAACUUUCCUUCUCUCCCCUCGUCUCUUUUUCCUCAUGUCUAUCCAUUGUGUUGUUGCGUGUCUGCUAUUGUAAAGCUGGUCUGUUUUAAAAAAAAAAAGAAUAUAUGUGGAUAUAUUUAUUUCAUCUAAAAAAUAGCAUAUAUAAAUAUAUAUAUGAAAGUAUAUUUCAAAGCGCUAAGAUAUAUGUUACAUGAGUUUGUAUACUAAAUUUUUCGGUAUUAUCUAAAUGAAUAUGUCUCUUUUGUCUGUUUGUCUCUCCUUGUCUCGACCCUCCUGCCCAGUCCUAUUCCCAAGUGGAAACAGAGACCAGUAUGUAACUGUGUUUUUGCUCACUUAAAGGGAUCGUGUGGUUGCAGGAGGUCCAUCUCAAUAACAAGUCUUUUAGCAACAAGAGAUGCUGGUUAGCUCCACCCCUUCAAGGAGAGACCAAUCAGAGCAUUGCCAUGGAAGCCAGGCUGCAGACGGCGCCGUUUGUGCCACAUAAUUUAACUAAUUUUAGGGAAAAUAGACCAACACAAUGACAAUGUAAGUGUACCCCAUUUUCAGCAUUUUUCCAGCAAUAUACUGCUGGCAGGCCACUUUGUUUGAGCACUCCUUCGGUGCACCACAUUCCUGUCUUGUUCUGUCGACUGGUCGACU